Molecule: messenger RNA, 2346 nt
Organism: Xenopus laevis (African clawed frog)
Lineage: Eukaryota; Metazoa; Chordata; Amphibia; Anura; Pipidae
Gene: aebp2.S
Product: AE binding protein 2 S homeolog
Exons: 9
Coding region: 414-1511 (365 amino acids)
Biological process (GO): regulation of transcription by RNA polymerase II
Cellular component (GO): ESC/E(Z) complex; nucleus
Source: RefSeq, a predicted model, not a curated record
AGAAGUUGGGGAGUGAGAGAACAGACACAGUAUCAGUAUCAGCAGGAAAGGCUUUGCGGAAGCCCCAGUGAAACGCAACACUUAGAAUGGUAUUUCCGGGUUCAUGGGCCGGUACUUCCUGUGCAGUCUCGCUUUACGACAGGCAAGGCCGGGAUUAGAGGUUUGUAGUUACAGAGUCAGAUGACGUUCCCUCUAUGUGAGAGUUAGAUCAGUUCUGGGCAGAGGGAUUGAGUGUGGGGCACGUGAUUCCCCGCUAGGGGGCAGCCUGGUCAUCUAAUAAGGGGAUGUACUUGAAUGCCCUGCGUUCCAGCCCAGCAGGAAUUCCGCUUGUUACUCCGCUAUGUCCCUCCCCGGGUGCCGUAGCACGUGCUGCCGAGGACUCCGCCCCAAGCCCCGCUGUUAGCUGAGAGAAGAUGGCCGCCGCCUGUGAGUGUCCCGAGCCUUCUGCACCUCCUGCCGGCAGCUCCGCUGAGUCCGAGGUCCCCCCGGCCGGGGAAGAGGAGGACGAGGCGGACGAUGAGAGCAGCAGGAGUUCCGGGUCGGGGCGGGAGAGUCAGGGCCCUGAGGGGGGAGGAGGAGCAGGGAGCCUGGCAGUGUCCGAGGCCGAACCGCUCAGCCGCAUGGACUCCGAGGACAGCAUUAGCAGCACUCUCAUGGACGUGGACAGUACGGUCUCCAGUGGGCGUUCCACUCCCGCCAUGAUGAACGGAGGCUCAGCCAAUAAGAACCUGUCGUACAGCUGCUGCUGGGACCACUGCCAGACCCCCUUCUCCUGCAGCCCCGACCUCGCCGACCACAUUCGCUCUAUCCACGUGGACGGGCAACAUGGAGGGGCGUACGUGUGUUUAUUACAGGUGUACGUGUGCUACUGGAAGGGCUGCAAGGUGUACAACACCCCCUCGACUAGUCACAGCUGGCUGCAGAGGCACAUGCUCACCCACAGCGGAGACAAACCCUUCAAGUGCGUUGUUGGCGGCUGCAAUGCCAGUUUUGCGUCCCAGGGAGGGUUGGCCCGACACGUCCCCACGCACUUCAGCCAACAGAACUCUUCCAAAAUGGCCAAUCACUCCAAAUCCAAAGAGGAGUCGCCAUCGAAAGCCGGUCUGAACAGGAAGAAGAAGCUGAAGAUCAAAAGGAAACGCACCCUAGCCCGACCAUACGACUUCUUUGAUGCGCAAACAUUGGACGCCAUACGGCACCGUGCCAUCUGCUUCAAUCUCUGUGCCCAGAUAGAGAGCCUGGGCAACGGGCACAGCGUGGUCUUCCACAGCACGGUGAUCGCUAAGCGGAAAGAGGAGACAGGCAAAAUCAAACUGCUGCUGCACUGGACCCCGGAGGAUAUCCUUCCGGACGUGUGGGUGAAUGAGAGCGACCGGCACCAGCAAAAGACAAAGGUCGUCCAUUUAUCCAAACUGCCCAAAGAUACCGCCUUGCUGCUCGACCCCAACAUCUACAGAAAUUCCAGUAAAAGGAACACGCACAUUGGGACCCUGAAAGAGCACAUCUCUUAGGCACACACGCUGGCUGGUGCCGGCAGAGGUGCAGAGAAGGAGAGGGGGCCAUUGUGCCGUAGUGUAGUUGCAAAUGCGUCAGGCUAUUUAUCUGAGUUUUGUGCAGAACCCCCACAUUCCCCCACUUCCAUUAGUGACGCUGCAAUGUCUUACCUUGUACAUCGUUUGCUUUCGUUCAUUAGAAUCCAGUCACCUGAUCCAUGAGGUGAUCCUGCGGCGUCCAACACUGAUUGGCCUUUCAGAAAUGCACUUUUGCUCGCUCAUUGGCUGGGGCAGCUGUCAUUCAUAGGACACGCCCCUUCUGUGUCUGGACAUCCAGGUGCACAACUACAAGUCUCAGCUGUGUCAGGGGUUACUGGGAGUUGCGCAUUGAUUUUUCUGCUUCCCACACAAUGGCAGUUAGUAAAGGGUUACAGACAGCCCCCCAUUAUUAUCUAUGUCCUUAUGUGAUAACUAUUACUUCUAAUGAUCAACCUGGUGUCGCAGUCAUGUGACUCCUUCACCCUCUGCGAAACCAUGUGACCACGGCGGCUGCUUUUAUAGAUGUAAAAUUCUAUUUUGAUUUAUUUCUAGAAAAAGCCGUUUGUUCCAUUUUUAUGAAUGAGAAACCCGUGUCCGCAGGUCGCCGCUAUUCCCACGCUCGCUUGUAAAUAAUCCCGCAGAUUUGUAAUAUAUUUUUAUAAUAUGAAACUUAACUGUAGAGUCGAUUUUGUCUUUUUUAUUCUUUGUAUUUUAGCAUAAAAACUUGCUUUGUUGUAAAUGUUAGAAUUUCCCCACAAUUUUCACUAGUUCUGCCAGAAGAAAAUGGUUCUUUCAAUAAAGCACCUUGUGACAA